AUGCUUUCAAACAAACAUAAUGCGUACUCCCUAUCAGAAGAAGUAAUUGAAUUCCCACCUGAACUGGACUACGAUAACGUGAAGUUUGCGUUUUACGAUCGUAUCUAUGGUUGUUCUCACAAGCUAGAUGAACUUACUUGCCACACUGAAGCUUGUCCCUAUUCGGUUCAAAGGAUAAAAGGAUGUGGCAUACAAUUCUGGCAUGUCUCUCCUUCUCGGAAAGAUAGUGGUGGUGAAACCUUUGAAAUUCACGGAGAAUCGUCAUCUUCUUCAGAGGAUGAAGCAGAAUACAUAGAUAAUUUAUGUGUUGAUGACGACUACGAAAGCCUGCCUUCUUCAGAGGAAGAAGAAGAUUUGAACGUCAAUUUAGCUGACAACGAAGAGUUGAACUUCUCAUYUUUUUUUGUUGUUUCUCCUGCAGAGGCAGAAGAAGAUUCGGACAAUCUUCCAACUCAUUCUACUCUAACUCCAGAAGAUAUUGCCCAUUGGAUCUUUGAGUCUACGAACCAGUGCUAA
Messenger RNA from Arabis nemorensis, 516 nucleotides. The record is from the annotation of a GenBank genome assembly. Lineage: Eukaryota; Viridiplantae; Streptophyta; Magnoliopsida; Brassicales; Brassicaceae.